GCAGCACGGCUUUUCCAGAGACAACCACGAGCCAGCGGUGUCUCCCACUCGUGCCUCUGUGCAUACAGAAUGAAUAUUUUUUUCAACUUGAGGGGGACAGUUGUGAGGCAAAUAGCAGAGGAAAGAGCUGUUGCAGCCCCCCCACAAGUGGCAGUCAUGAGUCCUCCACGCCGAUCAUCGAGUUCCCAUGGUGACAGGCCCUCCACCGAGACCCUGCAGAAGAACAACAGCAGUAACUCAGGCGUUAUUCUGGACAUCUCUGCUCUCAAGAUGGCUGAAGUGGAUACAGAGGUGCCUCCUCUUCCACCCCGCUACCGCUUCAGGGACUUGCUGCUGGGGGACCAGACAUUUCAGAAUGAUGACAGGUAUCAGGAGGAGUACAGUAUGGACUCAACCAACGCCCAGGUGCAGGUAGAGUUCUACGUGAACGAAAACACCUUCAAGGAGAGGCUGAAGCUGUUCUUCAUCAAAAACCAAAGGUCAAGUCUGAGAAUCCGCUUGUUCAACUUCUCACUGAAGAUUCUCACCUGUGUCCUCUACAUAGUGCGAGUCAGCCUGGAUAACCCCAAUGGCAGCCAAUGUGCAGUUUGUCGGAACAGCAGUUUGAAUAAUACAGAGGCGGCAGGAAUCAACUGGGACUUGAUUUUUUGGGUGCACAGACGGGAUCCUGUAUGGGCGAUACAGGUGACAGUGGCCUUAAUCAGUUUCUUGGAGACUAUGCUUAUCACAUAUCUCAGCUACAAGGGGAACAUUUGGGAGCAGAUCUUCCAGAUAUCCUUCAUAUUGGAGAUGAUCAAUACAGUGCCAUUUAUAAUCACAAUCUUCUGGCAUCCGUUAAGAAACAUAUUCGUCCCUGUAUUUCUGAACUGCUGGCUAGCCAAAGGUGCCCUGGAGAACAUGAUAAAUGAUUUCCAUCGUGCCAUCCAGAGGACCCACUCUGCUAUGUUCAACCAGGUGUUCAUCCUCAUCUGCACCUUACUCUGUCUGGUUUUCACUGGAGCUUGUGGGAUUCAGCAUCUAGAGAGAGCAGGGAAGCACCUGACCUUGUUUGACUCCUUCUAUUUCUGCAUCGUCACCUUCUCCACUGUGGGCUAUGGAGAUGUCACGCCUCAGAUCUGGCCCUCCCAGCUGCUGGUGGUCAUCCUCAUCUGCGUCGCCCUCGUGGUCCUCCCGCUGCAGUUUGAAGAACUGGCGUACCUGUGGAUGGAGAGCCAGAAGCUGGGGGGGAACUACAGCCGCCACCGGGCCCAGACAGAGAAACAUGUGGUGUUGUGUGUCAGCUCGCUCAAGAUAGACCUGCUGAUGGAUUUCCUCAAUGAGUUCUACGCUCAUCCCAGACUGCAGGACUACUACGUCGUGAUCCUGUGUCCAACAGAAAUAGAUAUUCAGGUUCGCCGUAUCCUCCAGAUCCCUCUAUGGUCCCAGAGAGUUAUCUACCUGCAAGGAUCUGCCCUCAAAGACCAGGACCUGAUGAGGGCCAAGAUGGACGACGCUGAGGCCUGUUUCAUCCUGAGCAGCAGGAACGAAGUCGACCGAACCGCCGCUGAUCACCAGACUAUUCUGAGGGCUUGGGCUGCAAAGGAUUUUGCUCCAAACUGUCCCCUCUACGUCCAGAUUCUCAAACCAGAAAAUAAAUUUCAUGUUAAGUUUGCCGAUCAUGUUGUGUGUGAAGAGGAGUUCAAAUAUGCCAUGUUGGCACUUAACUGUGUGUGUCCGGCCACAUCCACAUUAGUCACUCUCUUGGUUCACACCUCCAGAGGACAGGAGGGGCAGUUGUCGCCGGAGCAGUGGCAGAGGAUGUAUGGACGCUGCUCUGGAAACGAGGUCUACCACAUCCGCCUGUGUGACAGCAAGUUCUUUGGGGAGUAUGAUGGAAAGAGCUUCACUUAUGCCUCCUUCCACGCCCACAAGAAGUAUGGCGUCUGUUUGAUCGGCGUGAAGCGAGAAGACAACAAGAGCAUCCUCCUGAACCCCGGACCUCGCCACAUCAUGGCCUCCACCGACACCUGCUACUACAUCAACAUCACCAAGGAGGAGAACUCGGCCUUCAUCUUCAAGCAGGAGGAGAAGCACAGCAAGGGCCUUCCGGUCCCCGGCCUCUACGACGCCCCCUCCAGGCUGCCUGUGCACAGCAUCAUCGCCAGCAUGGUUGAUCAGGCCACUUCGUUUGGAACCGUAGCCAUAGACCUCCAGCACCCCGAUCCUCCCGAGGAAAGCAGCAAACUGACCCUGCCGACGGAGAACGGCGCCGGAAGCCGGAGGCCGAGCAUCGCACCUGUCCUGGAAAUCGCCGACUCGUCCGCCAUCCUGCCCUGCGACCUCCUCAGCGACCAGUCGGAGGACGAGACCAACCAGUCGGACGAGGAAGGCUCCGUCGGGUCAGAUUUCGUGAAGGGCUACCCUCCCAACUCGCCCUACAUCGGCAGCUCUCCAACUCUGUGCCACCUCCUGCCACAGAAAGCUCCGUUCUGCUGCCUCCGCCUCGACAAGGGCUGCACACAUAACAGCUUCGAGGAUGCGAAGGCGUACGGCUUCAAGAAUAAGCUGAUUAUAGUGUCAGCCGAGACGGCAGGAAAUGGUCUGUACAACUUCAUCGUCCCUCUGCGAGCUUAUUAUCGACCCAGAAAGGAGCUCAACCCCAUAGUGCUGCUACUGGACUACCCCCCAGACAACCACUUCUUAGAGGCCAUUUGCUGCUUUCCAAUGGUUUACUUCAUGGCUGGCACCAUCGAUAACUUGGACAACCUGCUCCAGUGUGGUAUAAUCUACGCCGACAACUUGGUGGUUGUGGACAAGGAGAGCACCAUGAGCGCUGAGGAAGACUACAUGGCAGACGCCAAGACCAUCGUCAACGUUCAGACAAUGUUCAGGUUGUUCCCGAGUCUCAGCAUCAUCACUGAGCUCACACAUCCAUCCAACAUGAGGUUCAUGCAGUUCAGGGCCAAGGACUGCUACUCACUCGCUCUCUCCAAACUGGAGAAGAUAGAGCGUGAUAAGGGCUCCAACCUGGCCUUCAUGUUCCGGCUGCCGUUCGCUGCAGGCAGGGUGUUCAGUAUCAGCAUGCUGGAUACGCUGCUCUACCAGUCGUUCGUUAAGGACUACAUGAUCGCUAUUGCGAGGCUUCUCCUGGGUCUGGACACGACGCCUGGAUCCGGCUACCUGUGUGCCAUGAAGAUCACAGAGGAGGAUCUGUGGAUCCGAACUUACGGCAGACUCUUCCAGAAACUCUGUUCCUCCAGUGCUGAGAUCCCCAUCGGGAUUUAUCGCACCGAGUCGCACAUGUUCUCAACCUCAGAGGGCAAGGACAGUUAUGCACAGUCUCAGGUGUCCAUCAACGUGGAGCAGGGCGAGGAGCAUCACCGCGACCGUGGAGAGUCCUGGAAGGAGAAGACGGCCCACAGGAACUCCACCACGAGCGACCAGUCAGAGCACCCGCUGCUGAGGAAGAAGAGCAUGCAGUGGGCGAGGCGGCUGAGCAGGAAGAACAAACCGUCGAGCAGGGCCGAGCGAAUCUCGCAGCAGAGACUCAGUUUGUACCGGCGCUCCGAGCGACAGGAGCUGUCCGAGCUGGUCAAGAACCGCAUGAAGCACCUGGGCCUGCCCACCGUGGGAUAUGAGGAUGUUUCUAAUCUCACUGCGAGCGAUGUCAUGAAUCGAGUAAAUCUAGGAUAUUUGCAAGAGUUGCAGGACAUUUCAGAGCACCCGUAUACAGAGGGGACCAGGCCGUCAGGGCCACAAGCAGACGAGAUGAACGACCACCAGAACACGCUGUCCUACGUCCUCAUCAACCCUCCUCCUGACACCAUGCUGGAGCUCAACGACAUCGUGUACAUUAUCCGGUCCGACCCGCUGGCCCAUGUACCAGAGGACUCCCAGGUGGGUCAGGCUCGCAGCGGCAGACACCAACAGGACUUUGGCACAGAGACGAGAGACGAGACUCACCUCUGAAACCCCCCCGAGUCCUCGACACCCUGACCCUUAACCUCUGAGCCCCGCCGGGCCGACAGUUCUGGUUCGUCUCCCGCAGAAGAGGGCUCGAGAACGGCUGUCCAUAGUGAAUGUGCAUCACGUAUCUCUCUGAAAAGACGGCGCUGAGAGGCCUGCUGUUUCCCACCGAGCUGCUACAGGAGGAUGCAUGACGAGUGCCUCGACCCCGACUCCCCCCAGCACAUCUAAACUACUAACACACCUCGCAAAAAUCCACCCGAACCCAAGAACCAGGCCCUCAAUCCUCCCAAGCGAAGGACCGAGAGACGAUGCGACGUAGUGAGGGGUCUCCGAACAGUUGAAGGAGGGUUUCUGUGCACAUACAGGAAAUGAAAUCAUCGCUUCGCUGCCCACGUUUCACCCCAGGGUGAAGCUGCCCUCGUCAUGACCUAGGCCCAAAUCCUCCACGCCUGUUUCUACCUAAAAGACUAAACCUCGGGGCAGCUCCACCCUCCUCCACAUCCUAACAAUCAUGUUUUCUAAAGAUGAGGAUAAAUGCGUUGAAUUUCUACCUUUUCAAGCAUUUACCAUGAAGUUACAAAAACAUGUGCACUUUUCUUAAUUUAUUACCUUAAUUUAUUCUUUCAGAUUUUUAUCAGAUGGGAUUUUCCCUUUUUCUUUACGAGCACAAACUUUUUUACGACAAACUGCCAUCAUAUGUGAAUAUACGUGCCGUAGUGGCUCCUUGAUCAGACACGUUAGUGUUUCUUUCUCCGUUUUGGAACUUUGGUUGUGAUUAUUAUUGGAAAAAGUGAAUAUUGUUAAUUUAUUUCACUACGGUAAGUGUCCCAAAUCAUGUCUGCUCUACUGUACGUGCCAUUUUGUUUACACUAUUGCUUUGUAAAUACAGUUAAAUUAUUUGCACAUUAUGCUGCAUAUAUUUUACUCUAUAUUUUGUGACAUCAGUGUUCGUUAGUUUAGUACCUGACCGAAACGUCUUCACAUGAAGCAAAGAAAUGCCAAUAGAAACCCGUUAAAUGAAGGAUACAUUUGUAGAAAUUAUGAAUGAAGCUAAGUUAGCAUUCUGAAGGUAAUAUUUAUAUACACUUGCUACAACACACUACUUCAUUAUAAUUCAGUUAUUUACAGUUUUAUAAGCUGCUUUUUUAUUUUAUAUUUGAAUGUUAUUUUUCUUAGAUUCUUAUUUAUAGCUGUAGUAUCAGUUUAUUUUUCAAGUGUAAAAUAAUCACAUUUUAAGUAAUAGUUCUGAAAUAUGCUUUCUUGAGAAUUAGGUGACACACAGAACACCACUCUCAUAAACUAGUCGACGAUUAGCUUAGCAUAAAGGUGGAGCAAAAUGGAAGCAGGCGGAAGCAGCUAGUAGGGCUACAAGCUAGCAGUUAUUUUCACUGUUGAUUCAUUUAUUUUCUUUAAUAAUCUAUUGGUUGUUUGAUCUAUAAAAUGUCAGAAAAUGAUGAAAAAUGUCAAUUAGUGUUUCCCAGCAGCCAAGAUGGCGUCCUCAACCAUCUUGUUUUGUCCAAAUCCUUAAAUUUGUUCAUGUUGUCGUCACAGAUGAGGAAAGAAACAAGAAAAUGUUCACAACAACUGAUUAAUCGGUUAUCAAAAUAGUUGGUUAUUAAUUUAGCAGUUGACAAAUAAUCGAUUAAUCAGUUGCAGCUCCACUAGCUAGCAGCAUCGCUAAAGCUUGCUGCUGUAUUUUUAACAUGCAAGUUGUUUAAUCAGUGCAAAAAUAUCAAAGUUGUGCACUUUUGUAAGGACAAAUCAAGCAAACCAUGCUAGCUGUUUCCCCCUUACUUUGAGUGUUUAUGCUAAGCUAAGCUAACUGUAGAAUAGCUUCAUAUUUGCUGUUAGACAAGAGAGUGGCGUUAAAGUUCUCAUCUAACUCUCAGCAAGAAAGCACAUGAAUUUAUCUUUAUCAGAAUCAUUUGUUAAAUUAAUAUCAGCAGAUGACAUUAUUAAAUUCUAAUAUCAGUAUCAAGCUAAAACAGUCCAGGAUCGGUCAGGUUUUCUGGUGUUUUUCUUCUUUUAACUUGAGUCCAUUUGAAGCUAAACAUUUGUCCGUUGUGAUCUUCCAGUUCCAUAAACUCUGCGAGGAGUUGCAGUACGACUGGUGGCAGAAAAGUUUUGCACAGAAGUCGACGGGCGCAGUCGAGCCUGCGUCUAUCCUUUAAUGUAACUUCCAAAUUUAUUUUUGGAACGAGCUCAAAACGAAGUGCUCUCCUCUCCGAAGUGUACAGGCAGCGUCAGUAUUCAAUCCUGGGUUUUGCGUCACUGUAAAUAGAAACUUUAAAUAAAUUCAUCGUUCGUUUUCUUUUCGGUCUCUUUUGUGCGAUGAAAAGGGAAAGAGGACUUGAACUAUUUUUGCACUAAAGCUCCGCGGGGAUGUCGACAGCGGAACAGCAAGACCCUUUAAUCUGAAUCUGUGGCAGAAACAAGUAUUCAACCAUUCCUGCGAAGCGACGAUGGUCGAACAUGCAGUAACUGAUCACGCAUUAGUUGUUCUGGCUAACCUGUUGUGUGCCAUUUUUAUUUCUCAUACGUCAAAGAAAUGAGGACGUAAUCUAAGAUGGAUUGUUUUCGAUUUGCCAAAACUAUUAUUAUUUUUCACGGUUUACAGUGUAGGUUAAGUCCUACUGCGGUGAUUUUUUUUUUGCCCCUCAGAAGUGUCAGUUUACAGGGCAGGAGAGUUUAGGAGUGAAAAACGUGAGGAUACAAUCAGUGUGCAGAUCUACUCAUCGCCGUCGCUCCAGAACGAGUUUACGUCACACCUCCUGCUCUACUUACAAUAAUACCACAAGGGGCAUGUUAACACUUAAAAAAUAGAAGCAUGUUUUGAUAUACGAGCUUGCCAAGAACAAGACAUUUUGUACAUUUAGCAGAACACAACGUCCCGUGGCUAGAAAAACCCCAUAAUCCAGUCAACUGCUUGCAAGUUGGAGCCAUUAUUUGAUACUGUGUGUUUAUAUGAAUGGAACGUGCAUGUCAUCUCGGUGUUUAUCCAGAGCCUACAUAUUACGUUUACCUCCACUUUGUUUUUGAGUCAUUGUCAAAAAAAAUAACAAGGGGUGGAUCCAUUUUGUACUAUUUCUUAUGAGAAGUGUUCUUCUCUACAUACAGAAUAUGAACAAAUAAAUGCUGCAUGCAGCCAGAUAUAACGAACGAAAA
Molecule: messenger RNA, 7113 nt
Organism: Amphiprion ocellaris (clown anemonefish)
Lineage: Eukaryota; Metazoa; Chordata; Actinopteri; Pomacentridae
Product: potassium channel subfamily T member 1-like
Exons: 37
Coding region: 70-3948 (1292 amino acids)
Biological process (GO): potassium ion transport
Cellular component (GO): membrane
Molecular function (GO): intracellular sodium-activated potassium channel activity
Source: RefSeq, a predicted model, not a curated record